GACCCAGUUUUAGAUAUUAAAUUUGCAAUGGCAUCCGACAUUUUUGUCAAAUUUACAACCUAACGACCAUUUCUCUAGGGUUUUAGAAUGGGUUUAACAAAGUGAAGCUGUACAAUCCGCAGCUUGAAGAUCCAUCAAUGGCGACCUUCUCCUCUCUCUCACGGAGACUCCUCCCUCGCCCCUUACAAAACCCUAACUCUAACCCUAGUUCCCUCCUCUCCUCCCUUCGCUUCUUCACCACUCCCCCCCUCUCAGGCUCCGAAUUCGAACCCGAUAUCCAAUCCGAACCCGAGCCCGAACCUCAAUCUAGACCCGGAUCCGAGCCCAGCUCCAAGCCCUCUCGAAACCCGAAUCAGCCCCCAUUCAAUCGGACCCUGGAGAACGGCCUCGAUCCAGGGGUAUACAAGGCGAUUUUGGUAGGUAAAGCAGGGCAGAAGCCAGUUCAGAAGACUCUGAGGAGUGGGAGGACCGUGGUGUUGUUUUCGUUGGGGACUGGUGGGAUUAGGAAUAAUAGGAGGCCGCUGGAUAACGAGGAGCCGAGAGAGUACGCUGAGCGAUGCUCGGUGCAGUGGCAUCGGGUGAGUGUUUACCCGGAGAGGUUGGCUGAUCUCGCUCUUCAACAUGUGAAGCCUGGAUCUAUUUUAUAUUUGGAGGGGAAUCUGGAAACAAAAGUAUUUAGCGAUCCAAUGACUGGCCUUGUGAGGCGUAUAAGAGAAAUUGCUCUCCGUCGAGAUGGUCGAAUUGUGUUUCUUGGUAAUGCAAGUGAUUCUGGGCAAUCGGAGUCUGAGUUGAAACGUGUUGGCUAUUACUAAGGCCAAUGGAUGAGGAUCUUGUAGAAGUUAUGAAGAGAAAGUUGCAGUAGUAGCCUUUAAAGAAAUUGAAUCUCGUCACACCAAGAAGCUGAUAUGAAUCUUACUAGGGGGGAUUUGUUGAUCAUAUGUUGAAACACGAGAGAAAAAUAAUGUUGCCUAUCACGUUUUGUUUCUGUGUAUUACCAAUCAUUUGCGAAUCAAUAUUUCAUGGAAAGGCUUUUUGCAGACUUGUGAUGCUGUAGAGAUCCUCUGUUGACCGAAUUCCUUCCAAUGAAGUUUUUCUUCCCCCACCCUGGAAUGGGUAGAGAAAUGACAGAUUUGUAAUUUUUGAUGCUAUUAAGAUGAAAUCUCUCCCUUCACCGAUUUAGUGUUCUCCAUGAUAUAGUCACCAUUUAUCUGUAUUAGCAAAAUUGUUGGUCUUGGCGUACAAAUUGAAAAUAAUAUGCUUUGUUGUUA
Messenger RNA from Asparagus officinalis (garden asparagus), 1268 nucleotides. RefSeq names its product single-stranded DNA-binding protein, mitochondrial. NCBI's taxonomy places the organism in Eukaryota, Viridiplantae, Streptophyta, Magnoliopsida, Asparagales, Asparagaceae. Bases 138 to 812 code for a protein of 224 amino acids. The record is from RefSeq and is a predicted model, not a curated record. The transcript has 4 exons. Gene Ontology annotation, biological process: mitochondrial DNA replication; positive regulation of helicase activity. Gene Ontology annotation, molecular function: single-stranded DNA binding. Gene Ontology annotation, cellular component: mitochondrial nucleoid.